Messenger RNA from Hydra vulgaris (swiftwater hydra), 1582 nucleotides. Its product is annotated as ciliogenesis-associated TTC17-interacting protein. Gene Ontology annotation, biological process: cilium organization; actin filament polymerization. The record is from RefSeq and is a predicted model, not a curated record. NCBI's taxonomy places the organism in Eukaryota, Metazoa, Cnidaria, Hydrozoa, Anthoathecata, Hydridae.
ACAAUUACUUAAUUGUUUAUGAUAAGUUAAUAAGUUGAGUUUUCAAUUUUUUGAGAUAAAUCUAUUAAAUUUAAUUUAUAAAGCUUGUCAACUAUUCAGUAAUGCGAUAAUUAUCAAAAGCAUUGGCCUUGUCAACAUUAGAUUUUGAUUAUAGUAAUAGUAGUUGUAGAUAAUCAUCAAGAUUGUCUGCGUUUAUUUGUACAUAUUGGACAUUUUAAUCAGAUAUGGAUUCUGUCGGAAGUAAACCAGAAAACAACAGAAACUUAGAAACCAAUGUUCAUGGUAUCGAAUAUCUUUACACAAUUGAUUUUAAAAGUCUUAGCAAAACUGUUUUUACAGAUCACCUUGCAACAAUUUCUGAUAAUGGAAAGAAUAUCGGAGAACUAAACAUAUCUGUAGAAGAAACAAUUCGCAAUGGAGAGCUUUGUUAUCAUGUUCAUGCUCAAAGUCAUGGAGAAAUUGAGGGGGUUGCUAUGGGAACUUCUAUUAUUGCAUAUAUUGCAAGAGGUGUGGUAACUUUAGAGCAAAGUCAGCAUGAAUAUAUAAAGAUACCAGACAAACCUCUUGAUAAAAAAACUGUUAUUAUAAAAGAAGAUAAUAAUUAUAUCGUACGACAGACUAUAAAUGAAGGUUUGAUUACGCAUGAAAGCUGUCAAACUUAUCCUACAUCUUUAAUGAGGGGUUUUAUUUCUGAAGGUGCUAAUAUUAUUCUUCAAAGGAUAAUGGUUCAACGACAACAAAUUCCAGAAAAUGCAAUGUUUACUGCAUUAGAUUCAAACAUAAAUCUAGCAGUAAUGAAAUAUCUAAAACUUCCUAAUUCUUCAAUAUCGAUUGAUGAUGGAGUCUUUGAUAUUUUUGGCAUUAAGCGUGAAGUUACAUCUCAAAAGUUACCUCUAAUGACUUGGACAACAUAUUUUUUAUCAGAUGGAGAAAUGGUUAGUAGAGAAGCACUUGGCUCAUCUGUUCGUAUGCAACUUCUUAAAUUUCCAAAGGAAAAUGUUGAAAGACGGACUCCUUCUAGAAAAGAUCUUAUGUGGGAAGAAGAUAUGCAGUUGCAAUCCCAUUUUAUAGAAAGAAAGGAGGAACUCGUCAGCAUCCAUCAAGCCUUUAUUAACGGCAAACCCGAAAUACGAGCUUUGUUGAGUGACUUUUGUCAAUUUGUAUUAUUACGUAAACCCGAUGAUGUUUACUCAUUUGCGGCUGAAUAUUUCAGAGGAUUUUCGACAAAAAAUAUUAAAGAUGUCGAAAUGACUUAACUGUUAUAAAAAGUAGAAAAUUUGCGCUGGUUGCAAUUUUUACGAAUUUUUUUUUUAAACGAUUUUGAAAGGUGAUAUAGCUAAUGAUUAUUUUUUUCGAUGAUUUUUUUAAUUUUAGAAAAUACCUCAAAUUUUUUUCAUACUUUGAUUCCGAAGGUUUGUUUGUGUUUUAAGGUUAAGAAAUGAUAUCAUUCAAUCAUUUAUUAUGGUUAUUUGUAGUAUAUGAACAUAUAAAGUUAUUGUUAUUAAAUUGUUUUUGCAUUGUAUAUAAUCUGUUAAUUAUUUGUUGAUAUAUUUUGUUCAAAGAUAUUUGAUAUAUAUAUAAA